AUGCUAAGCAGGAGAUCGAUUUUUUGCGUGCUAGUUUUGAAUGUAACACUAACCUUUGGCAAAGGAUGGUGGAAAGAACCAACAAGCAAACCAUCUAGGCAACCGCUGAAGACUACUCAAGGCAUAAAAACGCCGGUGAUCAUUGUACCAGGAUCUGGAGGCAGUCAAAUUGAAGCCAAGCUGGACAAACCCAGUGCUCCAAGUUGGUUUUGCUCAAAGAAAACUUCAGAUUACUUCACUCUGUGGUUUCAAAAGUCAUCUCUCCUCCCUUACGCUAUACACUGUUGGGCUGACAAUAUGAGGCUAAUUUAUGAUGAAAAGACAAACACCGUUAGAAACGCGCCGGGUGUAGAAACGAGAGUUCCCGGAUUUGGUGACACCUCAACCAUAGAGCACUUGGAUACCACAAACUUGAUCUCGUACUUUAAACCAAUGGUAGACACGCUGGUCUCCUGGGGAUACAAACGAGGAUUCAGCGUCAGAGCUGCACCGUAUGACUUCCGCUAUGGACCUGAAUCAGCGUCGGAAUAUUUUGGAAAACUGAAGAAAUUGAUUGAGGACACGUAUUUAGCAAACGGCAACAAAAAGAUAACUUUGAUGAGUCACAGUCUGGGAUGUCCCUACACAUUAGUUUUCCUCAACAAGCAAACACAAGACUGGAAGGAUAAAUAUAUUCUACAAUGGAUUGCUCUUGCAGGCGUUUUUGGCGGUGUAGCAGAAAUGAUUCAUCUCUUCUCUGCCGGAGUUACUCUUGGUAUCCCACACUUCCUUGUGGACCCAAUUGACGUCAGAGGUCAGCAGCGAACAUCAACUAGUAACGCCCUAAUGAUGCCUAGCCCUGAACUGUGGGGCGCGGGUGAAGUCUUAGCCAAAACACCUGAUCGCGUCUACACUGUGAACGACUACGAAGAGUUUUUCAGAGAUGUUGGGUUCCCACUCGGUAUAAAGCUCAGAAAAAUGGUGAAAGACCUGAUCUACCCUUUAGCCGCGCACGCGCCUCAUGUGAGGUUACACUGCUUGUAUGGCACUGGAGUCCAUACCCCUGCAAGCUAUUUAUUUGGGAAAGGAGAGUUCCCGGAUAAGCAACCGGAAAUUAUUUACGGCGAUGGGGACGGCACAGUCAAUCGACGCAGUCUGGAGGCCUGCGGUAAAUUUAGCCAGCAGCAGAAUUACGACGUCACGCUUAAAGGGUACGAUUCAGUGAACCACGAAGGAGUACUGGGCGACACAAACGCGCUGAAUUAUAUCAAGGGUGUUUUAUUUUAA
This is a messenger RNA of Pocillopora damicornis (cauliflower coral), 1266 nucleotides long. RefSeq names its product lysosomal phospholipase A and acyltransferase-like. The record is from RefSeq and is a predicted model, not a curated record. Lineage: Eukaryota; Metazoa; Cnidaria; Anthozoa; Scleractinia; Pocilloporidae. Gene Ontology annotation, biological process: lipid metabolic process.